Patella vulgata (common limpet) is the source of this 645-nucleotide messenger RNA. RefSeq lists its product as uncharacterized. The coding region runs from base 1 to 645 and encodes 214 amino acids. The transcript is spliced from 4 exons. The record is from RefSeq and is a predicted model, not a curated record. NCBI's taxonomy places the organism in Eukaryota, Metazoa, Mollusca, Gastropoda, Patellidae.
AUGGGAACGGAUAUAAUCAUUUUAAAUAAAACUGGAGAUUAUUUUGAAUCUGUUAUAGAACCAAAUAAUUUUUAUUUCAUUCAAUCGUCUAAACCAGUUCUAGUAGCACAGCUCAGCACUUCUAACUAUAAUAACACAUAUAGAUCCGGCGAUCCUUCUAUGAUGAUACUGGCACCACUCCAAGCAGCACGCGACUUCUACACGUUUUCGGUCUUUAGCUAUUCCGGUUUCAAAGUUUAUGUUACAAUAGUGAUUAAUAGUUCGGAUGUUUCUGGCUUACGUCUCAACAACCAAACAAUCACAACUACUUGGACGGAAGUGACUGGUAAAUCAAGUCUUGUGGUUGGAGAAGUCUUGAUUACCACGUCAUUGGCAGCUUCACAAAAAAUUUCAAAUGGCAAUGGCGGGAAGUAUUUGGCAUAUAUUCAAGGAAUGACCAGUUGUGAAGGCUAUUCAUUUGGUCUGACAUUCCAAGAGACGACCAAUAUUCCGGCCUGUGUCAACAGCUUGUCCAUACCAGGAGAUCUUAUAGAUAACGAUUGUGAUGGGAAAACAGAUGAAGAAGUUUGUUGUAUCGACAAAAUACCAAUAGAUGAUGAUGGAGAUGGCUUCCUUGACGAAGAUUGUUCUGUACCUGAAGGAUGA